AUGGUGAUGGGGCUAUGGCACCAGCACUUCUCCCUGAAAGUGGCCAACGAACCCAUCUUGGCAUUCACCCAGGGCAGCCCUGAGCGAGAUGCACUGCUAAAGGCCUUGAAGAAACUCAAGGGCCAGACAGAAGCCAUCCCGUGUGUGGUGGGGGACGAGGAGGUGUGGACCUCAGAUGUGCGGUACCAGGUGUCGCCCUUCAACCAUGGACACAAGGUGGCCAAGUUCUGUUACGCAGACAAGGCCCUACUUAACAAAGCCAUUGAAGCUUCCCUGGCUGCCAGGAAAGAGUGGGACCUGAAACCUGUCGCCGACCGAGCCCAGAUCUUCCUCAAGGCGGCAGAUUUGUUGAGUGGGCCCCACAGGGCCGAGAUCCUCGCCAAGACCAUGGUGGGACAGGGCAAGACCGUGAUCCAGGCGGAGAUCGAUGCCGCUGCUGAGCUCAUUGAUUUCUUCCGCUUCAAUGCCAAGUUCGCCGUGGAGCUGGAGGGCGCGCAGCCCAUCAGCGUGCCACCCAGCACCAACAGCGUGGUGUACAGGGGCCUGGAGGGCUUCGUGGCGGCCAUCUCUCCCUUCAACUUCACUGCGAUUGGCGGGAACCUGGCAGGUGCUCCAGCCCUGAUGGGCAACGUGGUCCUGUGGAAGCCCAGUGACACCGCCAUGCUGGCCAGCUACACUGUGUACCGUGUCCUCCGGGAGGCAGGUCUGCCCCCCAACAUCAUCCAGUUUGUACCAGCAGAUGGGCCCGUGUUUGGGGACACGAUCACCAGUUCAGAGCACCUCUGUGGCAUCAACUUCACUGGCAGUGUGCCCACUUUCAAGCACUUGUGGAAGCAGGUAGCCCAGAAUCUGGACCGAUUCCGGACCUUUCCACGCCUGGCUGGAGAGUGCGGUGGGAAGAACUUCCACUUCGUCCACUGCUCAGCUGACGUGGACAGCGUGGUGAGCGGGACCCUGCGCUCAGCCUUCGAGUAUGGGGGCCAGAAGUGUUCUGCCUGCUCCCGCCUCUACGUGCCCAGCUCACUGUGGCCGCAGAUCAAAGGGCGGCUGCUGGAGGAGCACGGCAGGAUCAAAGUGGGCGACCCUGCAGAGGAUUUCGGAACCUUCUUUUCUGCAGUAAUUGAUGCCAAGUCCUUUGGCCGUAUCAAGAAGUGGCUGGAGCACGCUCGCUCCUCGCCCAGCCUCACCAUCCUGGCAGGGGGCAAGUGUGAUGACUCGGUGGGUUACUUUGUGGAACCCUGCAUCGUCGAGAGCAAGGACCCGCAGGAUGCCAUCAUGAAGGAGGAGAUCUUCGGACCUGUGCUGACCGUGUAUGUCUACCCAGAUGACAAGUACAAGGAGACACUGCGGCUGGUCGACAGCACCACCAGCUAUGGCCUCACGGGGGCAGUGUUCGCCAAGGAUAAGAACAUUGUCCACGAGGCCACAAAGGUGUUGAGGAAUGCUGCCGGCAACUUCUACAUCAACGACAAGUCCACCGGCUCGGUGGUGGGCCAGCAGCCCUUCGGGGGUUCCCGAGCCUCUGGCACCAAUGACAAGCCUGGUGGCCCACACUACAUCCUGCGCUGGACGUCGCCCCAGGUUAUCAAGGAGACGCACCAGCCCCUGGGAGAUUGGCGCUACUCCUACAUGCAGUGAGCCCGCUCCUCCUGCUGCCCGCCUGUGUGUCCGUCCAGAUG
This is a messenger RNA of Elephantulus edwardii (Cape elephant shrew), 1679 nucleotides long. RefSeq names its product aldehyde dehydrogenase 4 family, member A1 (gene ALDH4A1). The coding region runs from base 1 to 1638 and encodes 545 amino acids. The record is from RefSeq and is a predicted model, not a curated record. Gene Ontology annotation, molecular function: L-glutamate gamma-semialdehyde dehydrogenase (NAD+) activity. The transcript has 15 exons. Lineage: Eukaryota; Metazoa; Chordata; Mammalia; Macroscelidea; Macroscelididae.